AUGCCAGAUUUUGACAGUGAUCUUCUUACAAACUUUACAACUGUGAAGGAAGAUUUUACAACAGCAAGCUAUGAUGAAGAAGAGGUUGUUCUUUGCCAAAACACCAAUAUCAUGAGGUUUGGUGCUGUCACUGUUCCCUUCUUUUACUAUUCUGUAUUUAUACUGAGUUUAGUGGGUAACAGCCUGAUCUUGUUCCUUCUGCUUAAGUAUGAGAAGAUAAAGACUGUUACAAAUCUUUUCAUCUUCAAUCUGGUAAUAUCUGACCUGAUGUUUACAAUUUCGCUACCAUUCUGGGCUUUCUAUCACAAAUAUGAAUGGAUCUUUGGAGAUGGUCUGUGCAAAAUAUUAUCAUCAGUGUUUCAUACUGGCUUUUUCAGCCGUAUAUUAUUCUUGACCAUGAUAUCAGUGGACAGAUAUUUGGCAGUGGUUCAUGCUGUCUCUGCUGCAAGGACAAGAAGACUCCUGUAUGCUUAUGUGGCCAGUAUAGUGAUUUGGGCUAUAAGCCUCCUAUCUACAGUUCCUAAAUUUGUCCUGUAUGGAACAAGAAACCAUUAUGAUGCUGGAAUUGUGUGUGAAGAAACUGGAUACACGGCAGAGAAAAUGGACAAAUGGAAGCUAUUUGGUUAUUACCAACAGAUAAUUAUGUUUUUUAUUAUCCCACUGAUUGUGAUACUGUACUGCUACUCUUUAAUUGUGAUCAAGCUGGUUCAUACCAAGAUGUACAACAAGGACAAAGCUAUGAAAUUAAUACUUGUAAUUGUACUUGCAUUUUUUAUUUGCUGGACUCCAUAUAAUGUAGUAAUUUGUGUCAAGACAAUACACAUGUCUAAGAAAUCCCCAAACGUAGACUGCGAUAAUAACACUGAUUAUGCAUUCUACAUUUGUCGCAACAUUGCUUAUUUUCAUUGCUGCAUUAAUCCAUUUCUUUAUACUUUUGUUGGAACAAAAUUUCGCAGACAUUUAUCAACAAUGCUUCGAAAACAAUGUACUUUUCGGUCCAAAUAUAGAAACUCAAGUUUAAGCAGUAAAGCUAGUGAAUAUUCUCCUCAGACAAUUUAUGAGUAAAUGUAAAUUCUGUUUAACAUGCUAUUCCUGGAUUACAAUUUCAAAGAAGCCAGGGUCCUCACAAUAAAUUUACUAUAUGAAACUCGCCACACCAGCCUUUUAGAUAAAGUAAUUUUGUCUGUUGUAUGUUACAUUUUAAAGAAAUAUAAAGCUAUUUGUUGCUUGCUAUUUGUUUAAUUACAUAUACAUCUGAGGAAGCUGUACACUGUGCAAUGUGGAGGAUUGUUUUUAAAUGCCAGUAAUGAUGUACUGCUUUACUUUACUCAGCAUUUUUGUAGCAAUAAUUUUGCUUAUU
Messenger RNA from Spea bombifrons (plains spadefoot toad), 1360 nucleotides. RefSeq names its product C-C chemokine receptor type 3-like. NCBI's taxonomy places the organism in Eukaryota, Metazoa, Chordata, Amphibia, Anura, Pelobatidae. The coding region runs from base 1 to 1065 and encodes 354 amino acids. The record is from RefSeq and is a predicted model, not a curated record. Gene Ontology annotation, biological process: chemotaxis; G protein-coupled receptor signaling pathway; immune response. Gene Ontology annotation, cellular component: membrane. The transcript has a single exon. Gene Ontology annotation, molecular function: chemokine receptor activity.